AAUAAAUACACACAUGCAUACACACACAUCAUCAUCGUCGUUGUCGUCGUCCUCAUCCUCCUCCUCAUCUUCAGUGCUAUUGCAUCAGUGCUGUGGGAGAGAAUUCUGUCUGCUCGGAGGAUGCGCUUUGGAUACAAGGAACAAGGAAGCGCUUGAAGCACACGGUCUCAGUGAGGACAGAGGAAGGACAUUCAGUUCAGGUCUACAUCAGGGGGUGGAAGAAGCUGUCAUUUUAAAAAAAAGUAUAUGUAUAAAUAUACAUUAUUUUCCUUUUUUGUGCAGUUAAUUUGUGGGGUCUCAGGAUAAGCCGGAAACCUAAAUUACACACAAAGAUAUAAAUAGUAAACAAAGAGUCGCUCCACUGAUUUGAUCUCAUUCCUAAUGGGAUGUGUUCUUAGCUUCAUCUAAAACUGUGACGUCACAUUGAUUAGAUUACAGUAAUUGAAAUUGAAAGCUGGUCUUUCAUCAUAUCAUAUAUGCAUCGUGUAUAUCCUCGCUGUGUUUCCUAUUGUGCUCUGUACGUGUGUGAAGACGCAGACCGGGUACGCUGAUCAUCUCUGUAAAUGUCCGAAGACGCAGACCGGGUUACGCUGAUCAUCUCUGUACAUGUGUGAAGACGCAGAUCGGGUAUGCUGAUCAUCUCUGUACAUGUGUGAAGACGCAGAUCGGGUAUGCUGAUCAUCUCUGUACAUGUGUGAAGACGCAGAUCGGGUAUGCUGAUCAUCUCUGUACAUCAGCUGUUCCUCACCGUGUCCCAUUUCUUUACGCGCAUUUGAACUGAGAUCAAUCCGGUGUCGUCCCUCCCCAACGAAAACACUGCGCUCGUUCGGCUGCAAAUCACACCGUGCACUCAAAACCAGCAGGCAUCACCAACACAGCCUUCUCCAAGCGCUUUCUCUGCUCUGCUCAGUAGAAGUGGACAUGACGGACGGACCGAGACACCGAGGAAGCGCGGCUUCUGGAUGCGGGGAAGAAGCGACACAAGCCGGGAAAGGAGAAGGACAAUCAUCUGUGGCUCUGAAGAAGGAGAUCGGGCUUGGGAGCGCAUGUGGGAUUAUUAUCGGUAACAUCAUAGGCUCGGGGAUCUUCGUCAGUCCUAAGGGUGUGCUGGAGAAUGCUAGCUCUGUGGGCUUAGCACUCAUCGUCUGGAUCGUUACAGGAGUCAUUACUGCCAUCGGUGCUCUCUGCUAUGCAGAACUAGGGGUCACCAUCCCUAAAUCUGGUGGUGACUACUCUUAUGUUAAGGACAUCUUCGGCGGAUUGGCAGGGUUCUUGAGAUUAUGGAUUGCCGUAUUGGUGAUCUACCCCACCAACCAAGCAGUCAUCGCUCUCACCUUCUCCAACUAUGUUCUUCAGCCGCUCUUCCCUACCUGCUUCCCGCCAGAGAAUGGCCUUCGCCUACUCGCAGCCCUGUGUCUCUUGCUGCUGACUUGGGUGAAUUGUUCCAGUGUGCGCUGGGCCACUCGCGUACAGGACGUGUUCACUGCCGGCAAACUCCUGGCCCUCAUCCUUAUCAUCAUCAUGGGCAUUGUUCAGAUCUGCAAGGGCGACUAUUAUUGGCUGGAGCCAGUCAAUGCCUUCGAGCCGUUUCAGGACUAUGAUGUGGGUCUGAUAGCUCUAGCAUUUCUGCAAGGCUCUUUUGCUUAUGGAGGUUGGAACUUCCUUAACUAUGUGACAGAGGAACUGGUUGAUCCCUAUGUAAACCUGCCUCGUGCGAUCUUCAUCUCCAUCCCUCUGGUGACUUUUGUUUACGUGUUUGCUAACAUUGCCUACGUCACUGCCAUGAGCCCUCAGGAGCUGUUGGCCUCCAACGCUGUUGCUGUGACGUUUGGUGAGAAGCUGUUGGGAGUGAUGUCAUGGAUCAUGCCCAUCUCGGUAGCUCUGUCCACCUUUGGGGGGGUCAACGGCUCCCUCUUCACCUCCUCUCGGUUGUUCUUCGCCGGGGCCAGAGAGGGCCAUCUUCCCAGCCUGCUAGCUAUGAUCCAUGUAAAGCGCUGCACACCUAUUCCUGCUCUGCUCUUUACUUGUAUCUCAACCCUUCUGAUGCUGUGCACUAGCGAUAUGUACACGCUUAUCAACUACGUGGGCUUCAUCAACUACCUCUUCUAUGGUGUCACAGUCGCUGGGCAGAUUGUCCUGCGCAUCAAACAGCCUGACAUGCCACGACCAAUCAAGAUCAGCCUCGUGUGGCCCGUGAUCUAUCUGUUGUUCUGGGCCUUCCUCCUGGUCUUCUCUCUGUACUCUGAACCUGUGGUUUGUGGCAUCGGCCUGGCUAUUAUGCUCACCGGAGUGCCUGUCUACUUCCUGGGUGUCUACUGGGACAGCAAGCCUCAGUGCUUCAACACAUUUGUUGAUAAGAUGACAUACCUGGGCCAGAAGUUCUGUGUGGUUGUCUAUCCUGCAGAGGACGAGAAACCCGAAGAUGGCAGCGGAGGAGAAGGGAUCGAGAUGAAGGAGGAGUCUGCUCCUCUGUCUGGAGCGAACAGCGCGGCACCAAACUCGGCCGAUUGCUGAACACCACAAUGCAAACACACACACAUACAUACACACACGCAGUCAAAUGCAGGCUGCCCGACUGACACAGAGAUCCACACUGAUAAAGUGAGCGCGAACUCAUUAAGCACACACUAGUACGCCUUUUUCGAUUGCUGCAUCUGCCUUUGCCUCUGCAGGGUUGUCAUUUUUAGAAGUGAGGUAGAUUGAGGUAGAGGUGACAGGACACAAGUGAGGAUGGAUAAAGGACCUUUACAUUUUAACCUUAACACCUCAACAUGGUCGCCAUACUGUGGCGGCUUCUGUAAAGAAUCCAGCUACAUUUCUUCUAUAUCGAUCAUCUCUACGUCCUGUUUUACAACUUAGGGAAAUUUAAAGAUCAUAAACCAUCAAAACUGAAUGUACAGAAGACACUACUGUUUUGGUGAUGUCUGAUUUGUAAUACAGAAAUAAAUCCAUCGUCUUUGUUGAUGUAGAGAUCCGACUAAACUAAAAUUUCUUUAUCAUACACAGUUUAGCGUUGGACCUCUCAUUCUCAGAUCUCAAGAACUCCUCCCCUUUUUUACUAGAUAUAUAGUCAGUGGAAAUGUAUAUUUUACACACACACACACACACACACACACACACACACACACACACACACACACACUAUAAACGCAUGUUUAUAUAUGCCACAUCCAGAUUCUCAGUGUCCGCUUAGUGCAGUAUUAGUCUUUCAUUACCAUUUUAUUACCUUGAGUGUAGUAUGAACAUACCAAAGUGUUUUAAUUCCAAUCCUUCACGGUAGAUUCAGCUGCACCAAUACACUAAGAACAGCCUGUGUGUGUGUGUGUGUGUGUGUGUGUGUGUGUGUGUGUGUUUUAAUUCGUUUUUUUUUUUUUUUUUUUUUUUUUUUAUAAAAACCCAUACUUAUUGUAAUUGUUAAUUUUUUAUGAUGUUUUGUCAGUCUAAAUAUUGUUAUUAUUACUUUUUGUGUUUUUCAUUCAAUGCUUUUGUUCUUUUCUUUUCUUUUUUCUUUUUUUUUAUCCAAUUGAUAACUCUGGGAUUUUCUUUUUUAAAGCUUGAGAUAAAUGUCUAUAAAAUAUAUAUUUAAGAACCACAUUAUUGUGCUUCAGAGUAGUUUUCUACCAGAGUCUUUAUCUGGUGUACAAGUACAAAUCUAACAUUUUAAUUGCCUUAAUUCUAAUAUAAUAUAAUACUUAGAUAAUAUGUCUGUAUUUAGGCAUUCAUUUAAUCACCAUUAAACAAUCUUUUUUUAUUUUCACAUUUUUUGGUGAAGAUAAAACAGUUUAAAAACAAAAAAGUCUCUGAAAUUCUAUGCUAGCUGCUGACUUGCUUAUUAGAAUGAGCUAAUUUAAUAACAACCUCCAUGAUUUUACUGCUGAUUUUCUGUUAGAUUCACACACCCUGAAGUAUAAGACACAUGCAUGUGUGUGAAUGUGUCCUUUCAUGUCGGUAAAAGAAUUUUUUAUAACUCGUUUGUCUUUUGUUUAUUUUAUUUUUCAAAAAAAAAAAAAAAAAGAAAAAAAGGAAAAUGACAAGAGUAAGAAGGGAGUGCUAUAUUUUUGUUCUUAAAAUGAAUGUAGAAAAGACAUGAAAAUAGUUCAAAUGUUACUUCGGAGUGCUAUUGAUAUUCAUAUUAUGAUACAAAUAAGGUAGAUGUAUUUUAAGUGUUAAUGUGGGUGCAAUAACUUUAACUAACUUUAACUGACCAAACCAGCCCUGUUCUUUCCUGUCUGUGUCUAAUAUAGUGUCACGUUCUAUCUGUGCUGCCGCUGUAAAUAAAUAAAUGAAGGUAUACACAGCUGACUGUGCUUAUAAUGUCCAUAUUUGCUAUUGUGAGAUGCCGUUUGUGUAGCAGGAUUUCAUGUAGGAUUAUAUUCUUCUAAAAUAUAUACAUUUUGUUGCCCAAACCUUUUAAUUCUUAGAUGCAUGUUUGAAAUAAAUGAUAUGACAGAAUUACUUACCAACAAUAGCAAAAUGGACAGAAAGUUCAAACUCUGCAGAGUCUGCUGUUGUGUCUAAAGAUGCUACAUGAUGUUCUUGGUCACAGGGUCUAUUGUUUAUGUGCCUGCGUAGUGAUGUCACACUUUUAUCUAAUUAAUACUUGUGAAAAAUGAUCACCACUAAAAUGAGUGCCAAUUGUUCCCUAUAUAUAUAUAUAUCCCUGAUUAAAUAUAUGUGUAAGUUCUGUAUUUACGAGCAAUAGAAUGUUUAGUGCUGACUAUCAGGACACUUAAGUCGUACGUCUCCCAGUAAAAGAAAGAAACACAGUUAAAUCUUUAUCCAGGCUUAAAAAUCUGUGUUUGCUUUAUACGUCUGUUUAUAAUCUAAACACAUUGUUUUGCAAGAGCUUUCGCAAGAGAGUAAUAUGUACUAGAGCUUUCAUGUUAUACGUGAUGAACGAUGGGAAAUCUUUAAAAGUUGGCACAUUUCCUUCACCAAAAACACUGCAUAUCCAGAUUUUUGAAGAUUUCAAUGUAACCCAUGAGUGAAAACUUUAGAUGUGUCCACAGGAUAUGACUGUACCCACCAUCAGCAACACGUGAUUGAUGUCUGUGAUAUUUUAAACAUCUUUGUCAAGUUGAUGUUUCUAUUUUACUUUAUGGGUUUUGUUAGAUUUGAUUUUUUUUUGUGACAUGAAAAGUUGGGUAAAUUGUGUAAAAAUUCUAUAAUAAAAAGUCAUCCAAGACACAUUACAUCCA
Molecule: messenger RNA, 5198 nt
Organism: Tachysurus vachellii
Lineage: Eukaryota; Metazoa; Chordata; Actinopteri; Siluriformes; Bagridae
Gene: slc7a8a
Product: solute carrier family 7 member 8a
Exons: 11
Coding region: 922-2514 (530 amino acids)
Biological process (GO): amino acid transmembrane transport; neutral amino acid transport
Cellular component (GO): membrane
Molecular function (GO): L-amino acid transmembrane transporter activity; neutral L-amino acid transmembrane transporter activity
Source: RefSeq, a predicted model, not a curated record